AUGCUUAUGCUUUGCCCUCGCCCUUGCCGCCCAUGCCGUCCAAAACGCAUCGUAAUCGGCAUAACCGGCGCAACAGGCACCAUCUACGCCGUCCGCCUUCUUGAAAUCCUACGCGACCUCUCCAUAGAAACGCACCUCGUAAUGAGCAAAUGGGCCCAUACAACCCUCAAAUACGAGACGGACAGGACAGAAGCCGAAAUUCACUCCCUCGCCUCCAGAGUCUACACGGCACGCGACAUGACGGCCCCGAUUGCCAGCGGAUCCUUCCUGCACGACGGCAUGAUCAUAGUCCCGUGUAGCAUGAAGACGCUUGCCGCGGUGCGCAUAGGUUUCUGCGACGAUUUGAUCUCGCGCGCGGCCGAUGUGACGUUGAAGGAGCGCCGGCCACUGAUGCUGGUGCCGCGCGAGACGCCGCUGAGCGAUAUCCACCUCGACAAUCUGUUGGCUGUCAGGAAGAUGGGCGCCGUGGUUUUUCCGCCCAUGCCCGCGUUUUAUACGCGGCCAAAGAGCUUGGAGGACAUGGUCGAGCAGAGUGUUGGGAGGAUGUUGGAUAAUUUUGGCAUUCAUACCGACGGGUUUGAGAGGUGGAAUGGCUGUAAUUGGGGGAACAAAUGA
Bipolaris maydis ATCC 48331 is the source of this 615-nucleotide messenger RNA. NCBI's taxonomy places the organism in Eukaryota, Fungi, Ascomycota, Dothideomycetes, Pleosporales, Pleosporaceae. The record is from RefSeq and is a predicted model, not a curated record.